Molecule: messenger RNA, 728 nt
Organism: Cydia pomonella (codling moth)
Lineage: Eukaryota; Metazoa; Arthropoda; Insecta; Lepidoptera; Tortricidae
Product: chorion class B protein PC10-like
Exons: 2
Coding region: 91-669 (192 amino acids)
Biological process (GO): chorion-containing eggshell formation; multicellular organism development
Cellular component (GO): egg chorion
Molecular function (GO): structural constituent of egg chorion
Source: RefSeq, a predicted model, not a curated record
UAUAAAAAAUUGAUAACAAUUUUAAUAAAAGCUGGUAGCUGCAUUAGAAUAAUCAUUACUAAAGGAACUAUCAGAGUAGAAAGCAGUAAAAUGGCAUUCAAGGUAGCUUUACUCUGCGUGGUCGCGUGUUUAGUUCAACAGUCCUUGGCUAGCUGUUACCUGCCUAGACCAUCUAGCUGCAACGCCGGAAAAGUGAUCGUCAAAGAAAUCGAUGAAAUAAGUUAUAAACAGAUUCCUAUUCGACCGAAGAGCACUGGUAAAGUGAUCGUCAAAGAAAUCGAAGAAAUUGAAAAGAUAAGGUACAAUCCGAUCGCUGUUCGACCGACAAGCAUUUCGAGCAACUGCGUAUCCAUCGAUAUACCCAAUUAUGGAGGCUCGCUGGCUGUUUCCAGUGUUGGACCGAUCUCGCCCUCCGGCAUUGCCGUCGCCACCGAUCUGGGCCUGGCGGGAGACGUGGUGCUCUCCGGCGAGCUGCCGUACUUGAGCGCGGUGGCGUUCGAGGGCCAGUUCGCCACCUCCGGCGCCGUGCCGGUGGCGUACGGCUGUGGAGACUACGUCGGCAUCACGGAACAAAUCGGAGGCAUUGCUGGCUCCGGUUCUUACAUUGGAGGGAAUAUCGGUGCUAGCCCUUAUGGCUCUUCUUACCUUGGUUGUGGAUGUAAAUACUAAAAGUUGAGCGAUUUGGUGGAGGUAUUGGUUGAAAUAAAUUGAUACGGAAUAUAUUGGAA